AUGCCCUUAAUUUCCGUGGAUGCUACCCAAGUCAACGAACGUGAUGGUUCUAUAUUGAAUCUCGGUCAAAAAUCAUUAGUCGCUAUCGAGUUGCGAAACUGGAUUACUCGCGAAUUUGAAGCACCUCUACAAUCUUCUGAGAUUAUGACAGAUCAGUGGACCUCACUGUAUCAACGAAUUCAAGAGGUUGGACCUGAGGUCAUAGCUGAUGCUUACGAACGUCAGAUGUACUUGGAGCGUCGAGAACCACUUCCCGAAAAUGGACCAUUUACUUUCAUCCACCCCAUAAAUGCACCACAAAGGUCGCAAGCAUGGCGCGCUGCAAUUGCACCCGACACGCUUCAUGGCGAGACUCUCACAUCUGAAGGGCGCAACUGGCUAUUUUACGCCACGCGUCUUCCCGGUAUUAGUGUGGAUAGCAUGAAGCACUACUCUCCCAAUCAUACCGUUGCCGUUCUCUGGCGCCGUCACGUUUUCGAACUGAAGUCUCAAAGUGCUGAUCAACCAAUAAAUGCUCAAGAAGUUUAUGCUGCCUAUCGCGAAAUUCGUAAAACAACAGAGGAAUUAAGAGAAUUGAAGAGGGAUUGUUGA
Molecule: messenger RNA, 591 nt
Organism: Sclerotinia sclerotiorum 1980 UF-70
Lineage: Eukaryota; Fungi; Ascomycota; Leotiomycetes; Helotiales; Sclerotiniaceae
Exons: 3
Coding region: 1-591 (196 amino acids)
Source: RefSeq, a predicted model, not a curated record